UAUCUAAAUAGAGCGGUGUAACCGCGAAAUAGGCCCGCCAUGUUUUCUGCAAACGCAGCAGGAGGAAGAUAACUUGCUGUCUUACCGGGCUGCCGCGGCCCGCCAGCACAGACGGCACAGCUGCGUCCGAGGGUGGGUGUGCUGCUUCGGGUUCAAGAAGUAUCCUUGCUUGAGGCGGGGAAAGAAGGUUUCCUAAACCACGUACUCCAAAUAAUCCAUUUUAAAAGAAACUAUUCACUGGUCAGGAGGAUCUGAAGGCAGAAGUCAAAUAAUUCUACAAAAGCUGAUUGAAUGAAUUACUCACUAGUUGCUUAUGAUGAUUCAGACUCUGAGGCAGAGGCUGGCAAGACUGAAGAUGCUACCAGCAGUGACAUGAAUCUUGUAAAUUCUAUACAGAGCUCUGUUCAGUCCCAUAGUGGGAAAGACACAAUUUCUGAGAGUAAAAUCCAACCAGUGGAAUACAUGGAUAAUUCUAGAAGGAACAUAUUUCAAGAAGAUGUCCUCUUACAGUACCCACAGGCUAAUAAAAACUAUUUAGUAGCAGUUAAUCCCAAGAAAACAUAUUCUGCUAUACUGAAAAUACCAAAUAGUGAUUGCAACCAGUCACUGAGCCCUUUGCUGAAACCUAAAAGACUUCCUGGGAAUGAGAGUUUCUCUCAGAAGAGAGCCUGUUCUGACAGUGAUGCUACCAUACAGGGGCUGAGACCAUAUAUUCCUAAAAGACUGAGACAGGAAAAAAAUACACUGCUGCAUGAAGCUGAAGACCAUGGAGGGAGCACAAGUUGUGUGACCAAACUUGGUACUGGAGGGGAUCAAAUAUCCAUUAAAACUUCUGAAUAUAUUAUGCCGUACAUAGGAUCCAAAUACCGGGUAACUGAAAUUCCUAAGAACCUGGUGUUUCAGAUGUCUGAACAUAGUGGCCCAGUUAAUGCUGUCAGAUGGUGUCCUGUGCAGAAGUGGAGCCAUAUGUUACUUUCUGCAUCUAUGGAUAAAACUGUUAAGGUUUGGGAUGCUGUGGAUCAAGGCUGUUGCUUAACAACAUACUUUUGCCACACCUCUGCUGUUCGAGCUGUCCAGUGGUCCCCCUGUGGAAGAGGCGUUCUCAGUGGGGGCUUUGAUUCUAUGCUUCAUUUCACAGAUAUUGAAACAGGACUGCAGACCUUUAGCCGUAAGAGUGAAUUCCGAAUCAGCACUUUGGAGUUUCACCCUCUUGAUCCCAAUGUUUUUAUUUGUGGAGGAUUCAGUCCAGAAGUUAAAGCCUGGGAUAUAAGGACUUGCAAGGUUAUUAAAGUAUAUAAAGCUGCAAUACAGCAAACCUUGGAUAUCAUGUUCCUCCCUGAAGGAAAAGAAUUUCUUACCAGCACCGAUGCAGUAAGCCAAGAUUCAGCUGACCGCACCAUCAUUGCAUGGGACUUUCACACAGCUGCAAAGAUCUCCAACCAAAUUUUCCAUGAGCGUUAUACUUGUCCCACUCUAACACCUCACCCAAAAGAGUCUGUCUUCGUUGCUCAGACAAACGGUAACUACCUGGCCUUGUUUUCUAGCCUGCGACCCUACAGAAUCAACAAAAAAAAGAGAUAUGAAGGGCACAAGGUUGAAGGAUUUGCAGUAGGCUGUGAGUUUUCUCCAGAUGGAAUGCUUCUGGCGACCGGAAGUUCAGAAGGCAAAGUGUUUUUCUAUAACUAUAGUACUGCUCGAAUCAUUCGGACAUUGUCUGCACAUAGUCAAGCCUGUGUGAGUGCAACUUUUCAUCCAGUUCUGCCGUCGCUCUUUGCUACAUGUGACUGGGGAGGAGAAAUCAAGAUUUGGCAGUAAAAAGAUUUUUAUGCAGCACUGUCUCCAUAAAAGUUAGCCAGCUUGCUGACUUUCCAGCUGUCCUAUUUUGCAAACUUAUGAAAGGUUUAUUUUAAAUUUUCUGGGAAGGGGUGAGAGACUUGGGUUUGGGACACUGGGUUUUUCUUCCCUUCUCUCCUCACCUAUGUUCCCUGUAGCAGGGAUUCCCAGACAUUGUUGACUACAAUUCCCAUCAUCCCCAACUGUAGUGGUCUUUGGCUGGAGAUCAUGGGAGUUGUAGUCAAUAAUGCCUGGGAAUCCAUGCAACAGGGAAUACUGCUCCUCACCCAGGUGUCUCACUCUCAGGGCUCCUUUGUUUGGCAGUUUACCCCGAGCCGUGAUUUUUUUUGGACUACAACACCCAUAAUGCCCAUCCACAGUGGUCAGUAGUCAGGGAAUAUGGAUGUUGUAGGCCAACAUCUGCAGGAGGAACGGAAUCAUGCAGCCGUGAGUAAGGAUAAGAGGUCCCUUGGGAUUCGCUUGCAGUCCCCAAAUUGCUCAAUCCAUCCAGAUGACUCUGGGAUACACUACAAUCAAGUGUUAUUCCAGUGGGUUCACAGUCACUUGGGCUGCUCUGGGAACACAGAGGUCUGGAUCAUUUUAAGCUUGGCUAAAUCUACCCUUUGGCUUUUGGAUUACAUGUAAAAUAGGUUGCGCUGCUUAGCGAAAUCUGCACUUUGGCCCAUCUCACUGCAAUUUGCAUACUAUUGGCUUACCUUUCUACUACCCAUUGGAAGUAGAAAGUACUACUGCAAGAGUUCCCAUCUAAUUUGAGUGUUUGGCUGGGUCACAAUAGAACGCCUAGCAUCAUGACUGACGCAAUUAUGGAGGCGUUUCUGGUGGAGGAAACAUAUGAAAUAGGUUGGAAGACACCUUAGGGCGCAGGGCUGUCUCUCUCUGGAAUCUGAUGUAAUAUAUUGUUGUCCAUGCCACUUGCCUCUGUUUGAUGUCAACCUGUAUAUUUAUAAAUAAACCAUAUCACAAAGACA
Messenger RNA from Hemicordylus capensis (graceful crag lizard), 2822 nucleotides. It is a transcript of the gene WDR25, whose product is annotated as WD repeat domain 25. Gene Ontology annotation, molecular function: protein binding. The transcript has 7 exons. Lineage: Eukaryota; Metazoa; Chordata; Lepidosauria; Squamata; Cordylidae. The record is from RefSeq and is a predicted model, not a curated record. Bases 292 to 1815 code for a protein of 507 amino acids.